UGUCAAUUAUGUUGUACUGCAUUUAGCUUUUAUGAGCACAAUCUUUUUUAAAAAAGAAAAGAACCAAAAAGAAAAAAAAAAAACCCCACUCGCGAAAGUGUGACACUUUCAAUUGUAUGAAUUAGAAAUGUGCAUGUCGAGCUCAUUUGUUAGAAUUAGUGUAUUUUAAGAAGGGGGUGAAUUGAGUAUUUAAAAAAUUAUCUCCUUGGUUCAACUAAACCAGUGGUAGUAAUACAUAACCUAAAGUCUUUCUAAGCAUAUAUCAAUUGCGCAGAUAAAAUUAAUAUGUAGAAAUUAAAUCAUGCACAAAAUUCAUAAUAUAUCGAACAUAACAUACAUGUGCAGGAAUAUAAAGUGUUGGAAAUUAAAAAUAGACAUACGAUAUGUUAUUGCGGUUCAGCCAAUACUGCCUAUGUUCUUGACUCAAGCUCACAAGCAAGAGGAUUCUACUAUGAUUGUUCGUUCAAAGUUCAAUUGUACGAAUUAGAAUGUGCGCGCUGAGCUCGUUCAAAGUUCAACCUAUUACUGAUGAAUUAAAUAAUUAAAACAUAUAUAAAAAUGUUAUGACAAUGCAAAUAGAACUUCUCAUCGUGCUUAUGCCUACUAACUUACAUGUUUAGCCAAAUAUAAGGAAAUGAAAUUAAAAAUAAGGGAAUGAUUAAAUAUACAUUGGGUUUGUAGAUGAUCCUUAUUAACCACAAAUAAAAUUGCAAGUUGAAUUCAUCAAAUUUCUAAUGCUACAUUUGCGAGCAUGAGUUUUUGGACCUUAGAUUUGGAUUUGGAUAUAUUUCAAUAAAUUUCAACACAAUUUUGCAUUAAAUUUUAUCCAAAUUUAAAGUCAAGACCUUUCCAAACAUGGGUAAACCUCGUGUUUUAAAGCUUUACAUAUACAUUUUUUAUGAAACAUUAUUUGAAAUGAAUAUGAUUAAACAUUUUACAAAAUAGAAAAUAAUUGUGAAUGUGUAAAAUCACAUCAAAAUAGUAUUCAAAUUUAGUUAUUUUUCCGACUUCACGAAAGCUAAGGUGUGACAUGGUUGUAAUUACUUUUCUUUUCGUGCUAGUAUUGUAGGCCCGCCUUCACAUUUAAUCAAAUUCUUUGAUUAUGUGGCUAGUUCCUUUAUUCUAAGUUGCACUGAGUUGGCCACUUAACUCUAAAUCAAGUUAGUUUUUGGUCUCAUUCUAGACCUAAAUUGAUCCAAUCAUGUCGGUUCUGAAAAGACAAAUUGAAUUGUGACAUAUGAUACUUGCUCAUUCAUGGACCAGGACGUCCCCAAGCCUGUUGGAGUCAAAAAAUAAAAAAUAAAAGCACCCACUAAUCACUUUUAAUAUAUGAAAAGAAUUAAUGAGUACAGAUUUUUAAAUGUGCUAAUUAGAAAUACAAAACUAAAAUAAAAUUACUUUAUUUUUUCAUAAAUAAAUAAAAAAAUAACAGCCAUAAACAAGAGCAAGAAUCAAGAUUUGGGGCCCCCAGGGCAUUGGCUUGGUGGAUUUCAACUGACAUAUAAGAAGGAAAGUUUGGGAUUCAAGUCAUGGUUGAUGCAUUGGUGACAUGAAAGCGUGAUUAUUCACGUUGGAUGCCGCCGCAUGUGUCCCUUAGCGGGACUGGCCAAAAUGUCCAACUGACUGAUUUGAACUAGUGAUUGGAUCCGAUUAACCUGGCCGACGAACCAGGGGAGAAGGCCGCCGACCCAUGAGGUUGGUGCCACAUCGGGAGGAUCUAAAGAGUGGCUCAUCGAUGGAUGGAGUCCUACAAUAAUAAUAAUAAUAAUAAUAAUAAUAAUAAUAAUAAAAGAAUCAAGAUUUGGGAACAAAUAAAGAAGUCAAAAAAGAAAGCAAACAGGCAUGGGGUCACCAAAUGGAACAGAGGAUUCGGAUUCAAAAGUUGGAUAUGGUUGCGCUGUGCUCCAAAUUGGCUUCACACGUUUAGGAGAGCGACCAUUUCCAUGGACAUGGGGACGUUAAGCUCGACAACAUUCUCUUCCCUCCAAUUCCUCAAUCCUUCGCUCCACUCUCAGGUGCUGGCCUCCAGCUCCGUACAGUCACUGUCACUGUCCUCCGCCGCGUGCCGCCGCAGAUUUUACAAACCCCUUCGAACUCCCAGCAUUCCUCCUUCCCCUUCGUUCCUAAAACCUCUCACUGUUGCAUCUUCUCUCGGAAACGAACCAGUUAACGACUCAGCGACUCGGGUUGCUGCCGGAGAUCAAUCCUUUGCUCUGAAGAAGAAGGCACUGGAAUUGUCUACCGGACUGAAAGCAAGUUCUAUAUUUCUUGUGGGCAUCAACAACACAACAAAAGCUAAUUUGGGACAACUUCUAGCAGAUGCAUUAGGAUAUUAUUACUUUGACACUGAUAGUUUGGUUGAGGAAGCUGCUGGUGGGAAAUCUGCUGCCAAGUCUUUAAGAGAGGAAGAUGAGAAAGGAUUCUGUGACUCUGAGACUGAAGUAUUGACGCAGUUAUCGUCCAUGGGCCGGCUGGUGGUUUGUGCUGGAGAUGGUGCAGUUCAGAAUCAAACUAAUCUUGCACUUCUGAGAUACGGGAUUUCGGUAUGGAUAGAUGUUCCCCUUGAACUUGUGGCCAAGGAGUUAGUAGAUGAUAGGAGUCAAUUUCCCACAUCCCAAUUGUCUGCUUCAGGAUCUCAUUCUGAGGUACUGAGUCAGCUAGAGCUGCAGUUUGAAGAAAUGAGAGAUGGAUAUGCUACUGCAGAUGCAACUGUUUCACUCCUAAAAGUGGCAUGCAAAUUAGGCUGCGACGACUUCCAUGCAGUAACUGCAGAAGACAUGGCUAUGGAGGUCCUCUUGGAGAUCGAGAAACUGAGAAGAGUAAAAACGAUGAUGGACGAGGCUGGUAGACCCUUUUAGACCACAUUAUAUUCGACAAGUUUCACGAGUUUAUUUGCCAAUCUUUGCUGCAUCCAUGUAUACCAGCUUCUUUGCCAGUAAUCCCAUAUGAGAGCUUUUUGUUCAUCUGUGUCUUGUAAAAAUUUUGAUCUGAGAACAUGGGGGAAAAUGUCACUUGUCUUUGUGAGAUGUCUGAUCCUUGGAUAAAAAGAUUCAUUUCUUGUUGCUGGA
Messenger RNA from Malania oleifera, 3068 nucleotides. RefSeq names its product probable inactive shikimate kinase like 1, chloroplastic. NCBI's taxonomy places the organism in Eukaryota, Viridiplantae, Streptophyta, Magnoliopsida, Santalales, Ximeniaceae. The transcript is spliced from 10 exons. Bases 1740 to 2858 code for a protein of 372 amino acids. The record is from RefSeq and is a predicted model, not a curated record. Gene Ontology annotation, cellular component: chloroplast.